AUGGGAAAGCUCAUUGCAGCCGAGUUGCUAUGUCAAGAGUCAGGAUUGGAGCUACCCAAGGAUGAUAUCAAAAAUCUGGAUGCACGCAUGAAUAUACGCUGUGCAAUCAUUGAAGGAAGAUUGGAAGACGCAUUGAGAUUGGUGAAAGAACUCUGUCCUACCCUUUUGGACGAGAAUCGAGAGGUUCGCUUCCAUUUGAUGCAGCAAAAUAUCAUAGAGAUGAUUAGGAGAGGAGAAAUGGAAAAGUCGCUGGAUUACGCUCAAGAAAAUCUAUCAAACGACCCAACAUUAACCGACUCACAGCUGGACAGGUUGGAGAAGACGUUUGCGCUGUUGGCGUUCGAGAAACCUGCCGAAAGUCCUUUUGGGAAACUGCUGGAUCAGUCGCAAAGACAAAUGGUAUGA
Messenger RNA from Cylicostephanus goldi, 405 nucleotides. The record is from the annotation of a GenBank genome assembly. Lineage: Eukaryota; Metazoa; Nematoda; Chromadorea; Rhabditida; Strongylidae.